AUGGUCAUGAUCAAACAUAGUAUCACAUUACUAUUUGUUGUCUUUGCCUUCCACUACUCAUCAUCAACAAAGGUUACAUACAACGUCCUGAAAUUUGGAGCCAAAGGCAACGGUCUCUUAGAUUCAAGAAAUGCAUUCCUCAAAGCAUGGGGUUUGGCAUGUGCCUCCACCAAUCCCGCUAUCAUCUAUGUUCCAAUUGGGAGGUACUUGAUUGCAUCUGCUAUCACAUUCACCGGCCAAGGAUGUAAAAGCAAAUCCAUCACAAUUAACAUAGAUGGAACCUUGGUGGCUCCCUCUACCAACUAUUAUGCUAUCGGCAAUGCCCAAGUUUGGAUUAAGUUCUACCGGGUUAACCAUGUUACCAUCUCCGGUGGAACCCUUGAUGCGCAAGGUGCCCCUCUAUGGGCUUGCAAAUCCUCUGGAAAGAUUACUUGUCCUAAAGGAGCUACGACACUUGGCUUCUACCAUUCUCAAAACAUAGUGAUCCGAAAGUUAAGGUCAUUAAAUAGUCAAAUGUUCCAUAUUCUACUCUAUGCAUGCAACAACGCCAAGCUACAAGGAGUGAGUGUCUCGGCACCCGGGCUCAGCCCUAAUACAGACGGUAUCCAUUUAACAUAUUCCACAGGUAUCACCAUCUUGAAUUCUAAGAUCUCAACAGGGGACGAUUGUGUCUCAAUAGGCCCAGGCAAUUCUAAUAUCUGGAUAGAGAAGGUGGUGUGCGGCCCUGGUCAUGGCAUAAGCAUUGGGAGUCUAGGGUGGGAAUUGGAAGAAGCUGGUGUCCAAAAUGUAACGGUAAAAACAACAAGAUUUAUAGGUACUCAAAAUGGUGUGAGGAUAAAGGCAUGGGCGAGGCGCAGCAAUGGGUUUGUGAAGGAUGUUGUUUUUCAGCAUGCAACGAUGAUCAACGUCCAAAAUCCAAUUUUAAUAGAUGCAAAUUACUGCCCCAACAAUAACAAUUGCCCUAAUCAGGUUUCAGGAAUAAAGAUCAGCAACGUAGUGUAUGAAGAUGUACAUGGAACAUCAGCUACACGAGUGGCGGUGAAAUUUGAUUGUAGCAAAGGGAAGCCAUGCAAUGGAAUCAAACUAAAGGAUGUUAAUCUCAUAUAUGGGGGGCAACCAGCUGCCUCUUCAUGCUCCUAUGUUGCCGGUAUUGCUUCCGGCUUACUUCGACCUACAAGUUGUCUCUAA
Molecule: messenger RNA, 1188 nt
Organism: Cynara cardunculus var. scolymus (artichoke)
Lineage: Eukaryota; Viridiplantae; Streptophyta; Magnoliopsida; Asterales; Asteraceae
Product: polygalacturonase-like
Exons: 3
Coding region: 1-1188 (395 amino acids)
Biological process (GO): carbohydrate metabolic process
Molecular function (GO): polygalacturonase activity
Source: RefSeq, a predicted model, not a curated record